AUGCAGCUACGACUCCAGCAGGUCCAACAGGCUCAACAGGACGAAAGCCGGUCCAAGGGUAACCUGGAGGGAGAAGGGGAUAGCCACAGGAGGGGUACUCCUCAAAGGCCAACCACUCCGGACGAACAGAACUCAGAUCUUCUUCAAGAAAUGAGGAAAGAGAUGAACGAACUAAGGAGCGCUAUCAAAGAGAAGACGGAUCGGAGCGUAGACAAAAUGGUAAGGGCUACGGAUUCGCCUUUCACCGUAACGGUACUUGAAUGCCCUGUACCGUCAAAGUUUCGCUUACCUCAACUAGAGCCGUUCGACGGACUCAAGGACCCUCAAGAUCAUCUUAAUACCUUCAAGACGACUCUGGGUCUUCAACAACCACCUGACGAGAUACUGUGUCGUUCCUUCCCAACCACUCUCAAAGGAGCUGCAAGAGAAUGGUUCACGAAGUUACAGACCUCGUCCAUAGACAACUUUGACCAAUUAAGUAGUGCCUUCUUGCAUCAUUUCAUAGGGGGGCAACAUCCAAAAAGGCUGGUAGACUACUUACUCACCAUAACGCAGGGAGAGAAGGAAACUCUGAGGUCAUAUGUCAAACGAUUCACUCGGGAGACUCUGGAGGUGGACGAAGCCGAUGACAAAGUGCAGCUGACGACCUUCAAAGCAGGGCUGAGGUCCAGAGAUCUUAUGGCCUCCCUCGCAAAGAAUCCACCAAAGACGAUGGCGGAAAUGCUCCUGAAGGCACAGAAGUAUAUGAAUGCUAAAGAUGCUUUAGCUGCCAUAAAGGAUGCCGAAAAGCCAGGCGACAAGGCCAAGAGGGAAGACGAUCGCAGGGGGCAGAAGAGAGAUCGACUAGAUCGUCGGAACAACGACGGGAACAGGAGGAAAGAUGACAAAAGUCCUCGGACGGUAAGAUUUACCCCUUUGGCCAUGCCUGUUGACAAGAUUUUCACACAGAUCAAGGACGAGCAUUAUCUCAAAUGGCCCAGACCAUUGCACUCAUCCCCUAAUGUCCGCAACAAGAACAAGUACUGCCGGUUCCACAAAGAUCACGGCCAUAACACGGAAGACUGCAGGGACCUAAAGGAGCAAAUAGAGGAGUUGAUACGGAAAGGAGAAAUAUGUGAAGAAGGGAGAAUAUAG
Molecule: messenger RNA, 1134 nt
Organism: Quercus lobata
Lineage: Eukaryota; Viridiplantae; Streptophyta; Magnoliopsida; Fagales; Fagaceae
Exons: 1
Coding region: 1-1134 (377 amino acids)
Source: RefSeq, a predicted model, not a curated record